Phycodurus eques (leafy seadragon) is the source of this 5152-nucleotide messenger RNA. RefSeq names its product coiled-coil domain containing 106a (gene ccdc106a). The record is from RefSeq and is a predicted model, not a curated record. The transcript is spliced from 8 exons. NCBI's taxonomy places the organism in Eukaryota, Metazoa, Chordata, Actinopteri, Syngnathiformes, Syngnathidae. The coding region runs from base 630 to 1823 and encodes 397 amino acids. Gene Ontology annotation, cellular component: nucleoplasm.
UCGGUAACUGAACGUAGUCACAAAUAGUCUCUGAUACUCCCCAGCACGAAUGACUCCCGAGUCCCAGUAAACAGUGAAACCUGACACCCGAUCGUCGCCUGCUCUACCUGUCCUGUGGUUUUCUGUGACUCACAGGCGCCGGCAGUCAAUUGAGAAUAAAUAAAUAGUAAUAAAAUAAGAUCAUUUCUGUACACUAGUAGGUGACAACUUUGGCAUAGAACCCGGACAAUCUGCUCUUGUCCUCAUAGUAUUGGAAAAACGUUUACUAGUAGCCUACCACACAGCUGUUCUACUAUAGUGCAUAGUCGUUUUACUAGUGUGCUGAAUUGUCUUAUUAGUGAGGACAAAGAGUGUACUACUACAUAGACCAGAAGCUGGAUAACAAGGAUAUGGACUAAAGGUUCAAACGGCUUUCCAUACGCCACCUGCCCUCUGCUUUGACUCACUGGCAACACGCCGCUUUCCCCUAUCGACUCCAUCAUAGCCGGAAAUGACGUCACACAUCAUGCGAUAAUAAUAUUGUUAUUGUUAGCUUGCUAGCUCGCGAGAUGGCGACAUGACAGCGUAAUAACGACGUCUUAUUACACGUCUAUCCUAAGGUUAUUACCAGCGUUCAUCUGAUUUUGGCGAUGGAGAACGGAAACAGGUCUGAUGCUGCAUCCACAUCCAAGAACCACACAGGCACUCUACACCUACAGAUUCCAAAAAAUGAAGACAAUUAUGAAAUAGCCAUGCCGCUGGAGGAAAACAACUUUGAACAGCAAGGAUUUUUCAACCAAAGUGACCAAAAUUUUGAAGAGUCGCCGCCAUCUGCUGGCCCUUCUCACGUCAACAGCUCCUACAUGGUGAUCACCAACCUGCGGACACAGCUGCAGAUUUCUCUGGAGAAAAACUCCUGGCUUCAGAAAAGAAUUGAAGAUCUGGAAGAGGAGCGGGAUUUCCUGCGGUGCCAGCUUGACUGCUUCAUCUCGUCCACAAAGAGCCAGCGACAAGAUCAGGGCCAGUACAGUAACGGUUACGAGUCAAGACGAUUCUCUUGGAGGGGAAGAAGAGAGGAUGAGCGUCCUGCUGAGCAACAGAGGACGGACGCAGCCCACUUACCCUCUCGCCAGUUUCUCCAACGAAGGCCUGCUGCUCCAUCUGCGGCUCCCUCCAAAAACCACAUUUCCAAUCCAAUCAGCAAUCAGAUGGCCUCCAUGAAUGCACUGCUCACCUCGGCACAAUCCGUGGCCCUCCUGCAAGGUCUCACUUCUGCUGGGAAUUCAGCCGGUGGCAGCGGCGCCAACAGUGCUCCAAGACCACUGAUGAACGACUUGAAUGGCAAUCGAAAUUUAACUCCAGAUUCGCUUCCACUCUUGGGAGAGUCAGAUGAGUACUUGGAGCAUGAUGGCUACCUAGAAGAGGAGGAAAUGAUAUCAGCGGAGGGUGCCAUGCAAGAUCCCAUUAACAGCAACAAACAACAAGUCAAGAGAAGGCGGAUCCGAGGCCUUCGAGAGAGGCAGAGAGUAAAAGACGCUGCCGGAGUGCUUUUCCGCUACAAAAAGAUCCUCAUCACAUACCAACGUCUGAAAAACAUGUCCAAGGCAUUUCAAAUCCACGGUGUGGACCGCAACACGGUGGCUUCCACCACGCCCAUCGCCGAGCUCCUCCUGGUUGCUCCUGAGAAGAUAGCGGUGGUGGGAGAGUUUGACCCGUCCAAAGAAAAGCUUCUGGACUACGCUCGCCGCUGCUACACGGCGCUGGAUGACGAGACGCUGAGUAGGGUACAAGCCCUGAAGAAGAACAACCUGCUCCUGCCCAUUGCCUACAGGUUCAGACACUGACACAAAAACCAUGUCAAUGACAAGUGGAGUAGAUGGAAGGAAGUCCAUAGCCGUUGAGCAGGAUUUUGUUCUCUUAGGCCUGAUUGACUAAACCCCUCCACACCAAGCGGCUUGGUGGAACACAACUGACUGGACAAUCGCGACUCACACCUGUACACUUAUAUACAAUCUAUGUAUACACUGAACAAAAAUAUAAACGCAACACGUUUGUUUUUGCUCCCAUUUUUCUUGAGCUGGACUCAAAGAUCUAAAACUUUUUCUACAUACACAAAAGGACAUUUCCCUCAAAUAUUGUUCACAAAUCUGUGUUAGUGAGCAUUUCUCCUUUGUCGAGAUAAUCCAUCCCAUCUCACAGUUGUGCCAUAGCAAGAUGCUGAUCGGACAGCAUGAUUUUUUUGCACAUGUGUGCCUUAGGCUAUCCACAAUAGAAGGCCACUCUGAAAUGUCUGCACAUUUCACUUUCACUUUUACUUUAUUGUGGAGGUCUGGGGGAUCAGAAAACCAGUCAGCAUCUGGUGUGAUCACCCUUUGCCUCACGCAGUGCAACACAUCUUCGCAUAAAGUUGAUCAGGUUGUUGUGUUUGACCUACGGAAUGUUGGUCCACUCCUCUUCAAUGGCUGUGCGAAGUUGCUGGAUAUUGGCAGGAACGCAAGUCGGUUACGACGACGAACUGCAGUCAGGUCGAGACCCCGAUAAGGACGACAAGCAUGCAGAUGAGCUUCUCUGAGACAGUUCCUGACAGUUUGUGUAGAAAUUCUUUGGUUAUGCAAACCGAUUGUUGCAGCAGCUGUCCGGAUGGCUGGUCACAGACGAUGUUGGAGGUGAAGAUGCUCGAUGUGGAGGUCCUGGGCUGGUGUGUUUACACGUGAUCUGCAGUUGUGAGGCCGGUUGGAUGUACUGCCCAAUUGUCUGAAACGCCUUUGGAGACGGCUUAUGGUAGAGAAAUGAAUAUUCAAUUCACAAGCAACAGCUCUGGUGGACAUUCCUGCAGUCAGCAUGCCAAUUGCAGGCUCCCUCACAACUUUGGCAUUGUGCUGUGUGAUAAAACUGCACAUUUCAGAGUGGCCUUUUAUUGUGGCCAGCCUAUGGCACAGCUGUGCAAUAAUCAUGCUGUCUAAUCAGCAUCUAGAUAUGCCACACCUGUGAGGUGGGAUGGAUUAUUUCGACAAAGGAGAAAUGCUCACUAACACAGAUUUAAAAAAAAUUGUGAACAAUAUUUGAGGGAAAUGGCCUUUUGUGUAUGUAGAAAAGGUUUAAGAUUUUGAAUUUCAGCUCACGAAAAAUGGGAGCAAAAACAAGUGUUGCGUUUAUAUUUUUGUUCAGUGUAUGUAUAUAUAUAUAUAUAUAUAUAUAUAUAUAUGCGACUAUGCGGUGGCCUACUGUAUACUCAACUCAACUUUAUUUAAAGAGCCGUUUAAAAACUGAACGUUUUUUUUUUUUUAAUUGAACUACAAACAACAUGGCGUGAUUGUCAAGGAAGAGGCGGAUUGCCCUGGCUUCUGUCGCUAUAUCAUGAUAAUACAAAGAGUGGAAAUGGGUGAGAAAUAAAGGAGAGGGUGUGGAUAUUUAAGAGGCUGUUGGCAUUGCCCCAUUUAUUGAUUGCACUUGAGCAAUUCAUCGACAGACUCUCCACCCUUCGCUUUUAACCACGAGUUCAUAUGAAAUUAGAAAUGUCAUUUUGUUGUGAAAUCACACGUGUUACAACAUCACAUUUUUAAACGACAUUGCACCAUUCACCUGCAAUUCCAAUUUCGAAUCGCACGAAACCUAGUGGCCGAUGGUCAGCCAUUCAUGAAAGUUGUUCCAGAACCCUGCACACCGCAUGACAGUCAGUCACGUUCGGUCGUGUCGCUCUGUGUGGCAGGCCUAAAGGUUUGUGCCUGUACAAAUAGGCAAAAACUUGAUUGUGCAUGCUAACAGAUCACUAUCACUUCAAACAUCAUUUUGCAUUUGCGGUGCUAUAGAAAAGGUUCCAUGGUGAAAAUCAUCAGAGCUACCUAAAGUGCAAAACGCUCCUUUAAAUAGGGCGGUCUUCUUUUAUACCUGUGGUGUAAAUCUAUUGAAUUUAAAUCUAGUAAAUCUAGUGAAUUUAGCCUCCGCUUUUCUGGGAUCUUAGUAAGUCAGGCCCCUGGUGUGGCGAAAUCUUUUUUUCCCUUCAGACAAACUUGUUCGUGACGAGGAUUUUUUUUAUCUGUGCAAUAAAAUGUGACUAUUAGUGUCAGCGUUUGUCUUUUAUGUAAAAAUCAUGUUCGUUCCAUUAACUCCAUAUGUGAUGUAUAAACAAUCUCUUUGCAGUAUUAUUGUCAUAUUUGGAUACAAUCAGCAAACAUCUGUGUCAUUUUUCAAAUUUGGACUGCUAUUUUUUUUUGCUUCAUAAUUGUCAGGAUCAACAAGCCUUUAUUUAUUGUUAGUGUUUUGUGUCUACUUGGUUUUUUUUGUCAUUCAUCUUCAGUUAUUCUACCUUGCCUUAAUUUAAGUUUUGUCUCUUUGAAUUGUGUACCCUUCUUAUGGAUUCAAAUACUGAAUAUCUUCACAUGAAUAUAAUAGAAUACUGUAUAAGCAUCUCCUCUAACAUUUCAGGUACUUAAUCCUAUAAGAAUAUUUUUGAAGAGCUCUUUUCCUGAACAAGACAAAAGCCACAUUUACAAAUGAUGCCACAUGAUGUCAUGUGUACUGACUAUUAACUUUGAUUAAAAUGUUCAGACUGGACCAAAAUAUGGUUUGCAAGCAUACAAUUAAUGUUUGUAAAAUUUGCAGGCAUUAGUAAAUCAUUUGAGUCAUUUUUCUCAAAAUAAUGGAAUAACAGUAUUUUGGGGUGGGGAAAAAAACUACACACUAAGUACUGUGGUUUUUCCACGGUUGUUUUAAAUCGACAUGCAGUUUUUUUGUUUUUGUUUUUUAGAUAAGCUCUCAAAUUUUAAGAGCGGUGGGAUUCAUUUUCGGAGUGCUUCAGCACCCACCAAAAUGGGCUUGAAACACCCAUGGUCCAGGGUGUGCCCUGCCUCUUGUCCAAACUCAGCUGGGAUAGGCUCCAGCACACCGGGACCCUCAUGAGGAUAGAUGUCGCAGAAAAUGGAUCUGGAUGUAAUGAACUUAACAGUUAAAUACAACCGAACUGUACCUGGCUUGUGAUUCUUUCAUGUACCACAGAGAGAGUCUGCGUACCAGAUUUUGAAAAUUCAGAAAAAAAAUAUUUUUAAAAUGUGCAAAAAUGUUUGGCUGGCCUUGUUCUUCUCUUUUUUAAAUUAUGUAUACAGUAUAUAUCUUUACAUUUUUUUGCAAGUACUCUUUAUAUUAAUUCUCAUUAUGGUACUUGAUUUUACUUACA